Blumeria graminis f. sp. triticale is the source of this 1218-nucleotide messenger RNA. NCBI's taxonomy places the organism in Eukaryota, Fungi, Ascomycota, Leotiomycetes, Helotiales, Erysiphaceae. The record is from the annotation of a GenBank genome assembly.
AUGCAGACUUCAACAAAAUCAUCAACUGCAAAAUUCAGACAUUUGAUUGCUAUCCUCUCCACAGCCGCUACGUUACUGAAGGUAUCACUGCAAUCCGAUGUAAGCGGAUACAUCUGUGAUGACCUUGCUGUGUGGCAUGAUAAAGCAACAGAGGUCGCGCGGCUCGCCUCCGAAUUGUUGACACCAGCAGAUCCUUAUUAUGCUUAUCCGGCAUUGCUUGAGGAUACUAAACUAUUCGGUAAUGAGGAUAAAAAUCUUUUCGUGGUUCCGUUCCGAAACUUCGGGCAUGUCCGUAAUGGUGGGAGGCUUGGGCAUGAUCGCAUCGUCAUGGACGAUGUCGGUAACGUUGUUGGUGUUGUGGUUGAUGUGAACAAUGGAGCUCAUGAUGUGCCCGCAUAUAAAAAAUGUACGACGUUCUGGACAUUUGAAAACCUAAGCCUUGUACUUAAUACGGGAAAAAUACAGAAAACUUCAGGGUUUGUAUGCGGUUCGAAUUUCCUAGGCGCAGCAGUUGAGACUGAAAUGAAAAGUAAAUGCAAAGGACUUGAAAAUCUUUUACCGACUAGUAAAGAGUUCUUCCAAUUCCUUGAUCGAAAAGGCAUUACUUGGUCAAAUAAAAAGCUUUCGUAUAAACACUUCACAAAUAUUGAUUAUAAUUCUCGGCGAUUGGAUCGUGCAGCUAUCUACAAUGUGGAAUUUUCUUUACAAUGCCGUUUGAUUCAAGUUAAGCCAGUGUUCCGAGGUGCCUUCCCAAGACCUGCAUGCUUGGAAGUAUGGACUCCGAAGCCAUCAGUAGACAUAAUCCGUUCAAUCCCAUCGUUGAGCCCUCAAAACCAAAAUCAAGAAAGCAGUGAAACAUAUCAUUGUAGAGAUAUUAAAUUUAGGAUUUCAACCCUCCGAAAUUAUCUCAAUCAAUUCCAUAGGCUAUUGAGCACUACUUCGCCAAUAGGUCUAGGAGGCUCCCUCAUCAGGCAAGACGAUAAAUUGAUUUUAUGGCCUAUACUAUCGCCUGAUAGAUUAAAAAAAAGAAUAAGAUAUCGCACUAUAUUUGCUAUGGGUUUUGACGAAAACAAAUUUUUGGGACUAUAUUAUGGGUGUGCCAGAGUUCCGACUUUAAGAUAUUACAAACCAUGUCCUUAUCCAGAUUUAUUAAAACCAUUUCUUGAGGAUAUAACUUUCACAGAUAGAGACGGACAAACAAGAGACUUUUUUUUUUAA